UCCUCCUCCUCCUCGGAGCCCCCCUCCCCUUGGAGGAAGGAUGCGGCGGCGCCGUGCGGGAGGCCGAGGAGGCUGAGCGGCGAUGUCCCACCUCCUCCUCCUCCUCCUUUCCCUGCCUCCUCUUUCGCCGGAGAAGGAGCGCGCGGGAGAAGCCGGCCAUCCCGCAGCCCCGAUGCUACCGGAGAGCCCUUCGGAGGGAGCGGCCGGGACCCCUCCUCCUCCGCCGCCGCCGCCCCUUCCGUUCCCUCCUCCUCCUCCUCUUGCUUCCCCUUCCCUCCAGGCUCCGACCCUCCUCCCGAGGAAGCCCGGGGCGAGAGGGGGGCGUCGGGAAGGCCUCUUCGCCCUCCGCGACGCGCCAUGACCCUCUGGGCUCCAGAUUGGUACCCCCAGCCGGUGCCUUCGCGGACGGGGCUCUUCUCUUUCCUCCUCCUCCUCCUCCUGAGCCCAACUCGGGGAAUCCGAGGCGCCUGGGGAGCGGGUUUCAGCCUCCACGCGGCAGGAGCAGGAGCGGCUCCCUUAGCAUGAAGGCGGAGGGGCUCGGGCGAGGCUGACGGGCACCGGACGGAGGCGCCGGGGUCCUCUCUCCCUCCGGAUGGAGCUUCCCGGCCGGGAAGAGGGAGGAGGAGGAGGCGGCGGAGGAGGAGGAGGAGAAGCGGCUGCGUCAGCGACGGAGCCUCGCCCGACGAGACCCUGACACCCCUUCUUUGCAGCCGGAGCCUCGCUUUAGUUUUGUAAUCCAUCACAACCAUGAAGUCUCCAACAACCGAUCCACCCCGUAAAAGAAGGAUGCUGUGGAUUAUUCUUCUAAGCACAAUUGCUGUAGCAUGGACUACCCCUAUUCCCUUGAUAGAAGACUCGGAGGAAAUUGAGGAACCUUGCUUUGAUCCCUGUUACUGUGAAGUCAAAGAAAGCCUUUUUCAUAUACACUGCGACAACAAGGGAUUUAUAAAUAUUAGUCAGAUAACGGAGUCAUGGUCAAGACCUUUCAAACUUUACCUGCAGAGAAACUCUAUGAGGAGAUUAUACACCAACAGUUUUCUCCAUUUGAACAAUGCUGUUUCUAUUAACCUUGGGAACAAUGCAUUACAAGACAUUCAGAUAGGAGCGUUUAAUGGGCUCAAAAUUCUGAAAAGAUUGUACCUGCACGAAAAUAAAUUGGACAUUUUCAGAAACGAUACUUUCCUGGGAUUGGAAAGUCUGGAAUAUCUGCAGGCAGAUUAUAAUGUCAUUAAGCGGAUUGAAAGUGGGGCAUUUCGAAAUCUGAGCAAACUUCGGGUUCUUAUCUUAAAUGAUAACCUUAUUCCCAUGCUGCCCACCAAUUUAUUUAAAUCUGUGUCCUUAACUCACUUGGACUUGCGUGGAAACAGAUUGAAAGUGCUUUCCUACCGAGGAAUGCUGGACCAUAUUGGCAGGAGCUUGAUGGAAAUCCAGUUGGAAGAGAAUCCUUGGAACUGUACUUGUGAAAUUGUUCAGCUAAAAAGCUGGCUUGAGCGCAUCCCUUAUACUGCCCUUGUGGGAGACAUAACCUGUGAGACUCCUUUCCACUUCCAUGGUAAGGACCUGAGAGAAAUUAAAAGAAAUAAACUGUGUCCUAUGCUAUCUGACUCAGAACUGGUCAGCAUUGGUGUUCCUCAGCUGCCAUCAAGCAAGGAGAAUGCGUGGCCUACUAAGCCUUCUUCCAUGUUGUCCUCCUUCCACUUCACUGCUUCCUCUGUUGAAUACAAAACUUCCAUUAAACAACCCAAACCUACAAAACAGCCCAGGGCACACAAGCCACCCCCUACACCUCGAGGCCUGUACCCUGGGCCCAACCAAGCUCCUGUUGCUGCGUAUCAGACUAGGCCUCCUAUCCCCAUCAUAUGCCCUACUGGCUGCUCCUGCAAUUUGCACAUCAAUGAUUUGGGUCUAACUGUUAACUGCAAGGAAAGAGGGUUCCACAAUAUUUCUGAGCUCCUUCCCAGACCUGUCAAUGCUAAGAAAUUAUACCUGAGUGGAAAUUUGAUACAGAAAAUUUACCGUUCAGAUUUCUGGAAUUUUUCUUCUUUGGAUCUCCUUCAUCUUGGAAACAAUCGGAUCUCCUAUGUGCAGGAUGGGGCUUUUAUUAAUCUGCCCAAUUUAAAGAGUCUGUACUUAAAUGGCAAUGACAUCGAGAAGCUGACUCCAGGCAUGUUUAGAGGUUUGCAGAGCUUGCAUUACCUGUACUUCGAGUACAAUCAGAUCAGGGAGAUCCAGCCUGCUGCCUUCAGUCUCAUGCCCAACCUGAAGCUACUCUUCCUCAAUGACAAUCUUCUGAGGACCCUGCCUACUGAUGCCUUUGCUGGCACCUCCUUGGCCAGGCUCAACCUGAGGAACAACAAAUUCCGGUACUUGCCGGUGGCUGGUGUGCUGGAACACCUCAAUGCCAUUGUACAGAUUGACCUGAAGCUCAACCCUUGGGAUUGCACCUGUGACCUAGUGCCUCUCAAGCAGUGGAUCGAGACCAUCAGCUCUGUCAUUGUUGUGGGGGAUGUUCUUUGUGCCAGCCCAGAGAACCUCACCAACAGAGAUAUCCGUUCUGUGGAGCUGGAGAUGCUGUGCCCAGAAAUGUUGCAUGCUGCCGCUGCCUCACCAGCCCCUCCAGCAUUUGGCCACCCUAGCCCCACAAGUCCCUCACCUUAUGAGCUCCCUCCAGAUGGAGGAGGCCCAGUCCCUCUCUCUGUGCUCAUUCUCAGUCUACUCGUACUGUUCUUCUCUGCAGUCUUCAUUGCUGCGGGCCUUUUUGCCUUUGUCCUACGCCGACGGCGCAAGAAGCUACCUUUCCGGAAUAAGCAGCGGCAGGAGGCCCUUGAUUUAACAGGCAUCCAAGUGCAAUGCCACCAUCUGUUUGAGGAGGGAGGAGGUGGAGGAAGUGUGGGAAUCAGUGCCUCCCCAGAGAAGGCACCCCCAGUGGGCCAUGUCUAUGAUUACAUCCCACACCCAGUGACCCAGAUGUGCAACAAUCCCAUUUACAAGCCACGCGAAGAGGACGAAGUUGUAGCAGAAGAGCCUGGGCAAGCCGGGGACAUGCUUCUGGGAGGUGGAGGUGGCAGCUGUGCAGGGGAACAAUUUGCUGACCCUGCCAAGGACAGCGGGAGCAGUAGCUGCUAUAGGACCUUGCUGGAGAAAGAGAAGGAGUGGAGGUUGGCUGUGUCCAGUUCACAACUUAACACCAUAGUGACCACCAACCAUCACCCCCACCCCCACCCCCACCCACCUGGAGGGGGAAUUGGUGGAGGUUUGCCUCUCAUGGGGGAAUUAGCACUGGUGCCACCUGUCUUCCAUCAUGAGAAGAAUGGUGGGGUGGUGCUGUUUCCUCCUAGUGGUGCCGUUCUAGACAGCAGGGAGAGGCCACCCUUAGCCCCUCCGUGCACAGUGGGCUUUGUGGACUGCCUCUACGGCACAGUGCCCAAAUUAAAGGAACUGCACGUCCAUCCCCCUGGCAUGCAAUACCCAGACCUGCAGCAGGACGCCAGGCUGAAAGAAACCCUGCUCUUCUCGGCUGAGAGUAUUAUAUUUUAAUGGUUUUGGUUAGAGUGAAAAACCAAAGAAGAAUGGGAGGAUUGUUUGUUUAUUUCAUUCCUUUCCAAGGUAUCUAGCUGGUAUCUUGUUUCUUGUAGAACUGGGUUGACACAUGAAUAGAGCCGAAGGAAAAAGCUUUGUUUGGUGGAGGAAAAACAUCCAGUAUGGCCAGUAGAUGGCGUCCGAGCUCCAGCAAUUGCCGCACAGAGACCAGAGGUUACUUUUGAAUUGUGCACAGCCCAUCCGGUGCUUUCCGCUUGGACUCCCGAAUCUGCCCUUAAUAGAAAAUCAUCACGUUGAAUGUAAUUCACCAGACGUCACUAAUGCCUUACAUCGAGAUAGAGAUCAAAUUAAAGGGGAAAUGUGGAUAUUAGCUCCUUUCGUGUGUACAGAUGUGAUGGGGCAAAAUCCAUAUUCUGAAGAUUUCAAGCAAUGAUUUUUAUAUUUAUAUAGAGAUAGAAAUAUACACACCUACAGAAAGAGAGGGAAAUGUAUUUAAAAAUAAACUAAAAUUUUAAAAAAGCUAUUUAUUUGUCUUACUAAAAAAAAAAUGUUAUCCAGGGAAAAUGAAAUGUUUUUACUGCAGAGGAAUGAAAAGAAAAUACAGCUGCCUCCAAUGCUCUUGUAUCAUACUGUGGUUGUUAUAGUUUUGUUAAGGAAUCACUGCAUAAAUGUCAGCUUUUGAAAGAAAGUAAGAAUUUAUCCAAGUCAUAAUGUCAUAUAUGUGCUAAUCAUUCCUAUUGGAAACAGUUUGUUCAUUUUUAAAUAAAUAUUUUUUUUAAGCUGGUAUAUACAUAAGAUACACAGAAGCAGCUAUCCCCACAUCUGUCAUGAUCCACAAACCAAUACAAACAAAAAACUUUGUUUGACCUUGAUUCAGUUUAUUUCCAGAAUGUCUCAUCUUUGCUGGCUAGGGAUUCACAACAAACAUGCCUCACUUGCUGCAAUAGAAUUUAACAUUUCGGAUCCACUGACCCAGACCGUAAGUUUGAAAUUGGCAUAUUUGUCAAAUUUAGGUUUAAGUAAAAGCUUUCCAAUACACUUUGCUCACAGGGCACGCUGAACUGAGAUAAGGUCACACGUAUGACUCAAAUUCUCCACGAAAUGUGAGUGUUUCUUACACUGUGGCCAUAAUCAGGACUGGAUUGGCCAUUAUGCAAAUUUUGUUAUAACAGGGAUCUAGCCACACUAGAUGCCUUGUAUUCAAGUACUCAGAGAGAUGAAUGGACCUAUGUUUGAAUGCAGGCUCAGGCCACUGGUCCUUCUAAUCCAGUAUUUUCUAUUCUGCAGCCAUUCUCCAGGGUUUUCCCCCACCCUACUUAUCAAGAUCACUGGAUUUAUGAGAUAUUUAACCUGGAUCCUUCUGUAUGCAAAGCAUGUAGAUUACUGAAGACUUAGUCUCAUCCACAAAAGCACUUUAAGGUAUUGACCCAGGGAUCUUUCAUAUCUUUAAGGCGAAUAUGAUAACUUCCCACACCGCUCAUGUCGGAUUCCUAGGUAGUUCAAAAUUACCUUUUAAAAAUAGCAUCCAUCUUCCUAGAUGUAGGAGGGUUGAAGUACUGAGAAUGUAGUUUGGAAUAGUAUAAAUAUAUUAAAUUGGGAAUUUAAUAAGAUAGGAAUUAAGAUAAUUAUGGAAAGAUAAUUUGGAAGGUCAAGUGGCAUAGUGUUGCCUCAUUGCUCCUAUGGAUGAUGGAUCAAAAUAUACUAAUACGUUUCAUGUUUAGAUCCUUGUCUUUGACACUUAUGUCUACAAAUUAUGUGUCCCUGAAUUUAAGAUACUGAAAAGUCUACAUAAAUCUUUCAGUCAUUUUCAUCUUAUCAAGUUAUAAAACAGAUAUCAAGCAAGUAUGUUUUCAUGCUAUUUCCUUCUUACAUUAAACAUUAAGCACUUAAAAAAAUAAUGGGUAGGCAAGCAUGCAUGCACUUUUAAAAGAAGCAUUAUAAAUCAUAAAAUGCAAGGGCAGCUACUUUGAAAGGCAAUUAUUUUUGCAUUUACAUCACUACAUGCGUAAACAUUGUCCAGUAUCGUAGAGAACAGGUUAAAGUCCAGAUCUUACCAUGUCAAGGUGCUCAACACAUUUGAAAAAAAAACCAGUAUUAUUUUCUAGCACUCCUCAAGAAUAGCACAUAUCAAAAAGUGGGAGAAAUGUUAUAAAUAAUGUUUAUAUAUUGUUUAUAUUACCAAUGGCAAGAGCAUCACAACUGAAAUAUUAAGAAACAGUUUUCACCUGGAAUAGUGAAGCAAUUAUUCAGUGGAAAUAAAUUUAUGAGAUUGAAUUUUUUGUAUUAAAAGAUAUACUUUUUUAGCUAAUGUGUUGUUAUAUCAAUUUUUGUUUCAUUACUUAGGCAGUUUCUGUCUCUUUUGUGCUCCAAAACUACUAAAAUAUGCUGUGUGUAAGGAGGAUGUUCAUAUGAUUUUAUUGGCUGACAAUCCUGUGGGGACUGAGUUGCUGAUGGACAAAACUGCCGUUGCUCGUUUCUCAAAAAUGGGUAUCGGAAUCAUUAAUAUCAGUGAAGGGUGGAAAUGAUUUAUCACUAUCAGCUUUAUUGUCGGAAAUGGAGGGCAACGAAAACAUAUGCAUUUAUUGAAAAAUGUUUUGAAAUGAAGGAGUAUAGGUGUCUGUGUGUUUGUGCGCACACGUCGAUGUACAUGCUUCUUCAGCAAACAGUUGAAGUUGCUAGUGCUUGUGCUAAAUAUCAUAUUGCAGAAUUUGUUUUUCUAGAGUGUUGUCUUCAUUUUAUGUCCUCUGGGAUGUGUGAUAAACCUAACAUGGGGAGGAGGUGUAGGCUGGUCAACAGAUGGGGGUGGUGGAGAAAUGUCAGUUGCUUAGCAACUAUGGCAUCCCUGCAUCCUCAUCACCAUAGAUAUGUAAGAGAGAAGUACAGGCAGCAUCGAGUCUUAAGGUGGGACAUCGAAGCAGAUUCCCAUCUUGUUUUAAGUAUGUUUGUAAAACAUUGGUGGAAAAUGCAAUUCCAAAGCGGUUGCAUGAGUUGGCUGUGACCAUGAUGGCUUCAUAGCAGAAACCAAAUUCUGUUAUUUUUGUAUCUUUGUUUUCUUCUGUAUCUUUGGUCAUAACAUGUGAACAGGAAUCCUUAUUUGGAGUUUUACUUACCAACUACAUGUCUUUGUAUUAUGCUAGAUAGGUAAAUAUCAAUACUUACAGAUGGAAAGAAAGAUCAUGGGCAAUUUUAACAUUUGGGAGGGGGAGGAGAAGAGAGAUCAGAUUUUUAUUGUUCAGUCCUUGUGUGCCAUCUCUAUAUGUGUUUAGCCAAAUGCCUUUCAUGCAUGUAAGGAGAAAAUCUGGGAAUGUCUUGAGAUUUUAAGGAUGCUAAAGCAGAAAGUGAGAACAGUGUUGCUUAUUUUUACAGACUUUCAUUGAAAAUGAACUCAGUCUUGGAAUGAGUGAGUCAAGAAUGUUUAUUGUUGUAUGCCUUCAUGUCAUUUCUGACCUAUGGCAACCAUAAAAUAGAACUUAUCAUGGCAUUUCCUUGGAAGGUUUCUUCGGUGGAGAUUUGUCAUUGUCGUCCUGUGAGGCCGAGAGAGUGUGAUUUGUCCAAGAUCAGGCAGUAGGGGAUUCAAGCCCUGUUCUCCAUAAUCUGAUAUGUAAAGUACAUUUCAGUCUGGUUCACCAUGUUUAUCAGUUUGGA
Messenger RNA from Anolis sagrei ordinatus, 7185 nucleotides. RefSeq names its product SLIT and NTRK like family member 3 (gene SLITRK3). Gene Ontology annotation, biological process: axonogenesis; regulation of presynapse assembly; positive regulation of synapse assembly. Gene Ontology annotation, molecular function: protein binding. Gene Ontology annotation, cellular component: postsynaptic density membrane; GABA-ergic synapse. The record is from RefSeq and is a predicted model, not a curated record. NCBI's taxonomy places the organism in Eukaryota, Metazoa, Chordata, Lepidosauria, Squamata, Anolidae.